GAGUAUUACUUUUCUUUUUCCAGUGAUACAUUAGUAAAGAACUCACUAAUCAAUAUAUUUUCUUCUUCUGAAACCGACUCAUUGCUUUGGUUUGUUAGUUACUUUGACCUGAUAACUGUAUAAUCCAAUAUAUACAUAUAUAUACGCUUACUGUCCGUAUACAGUUCUCAGUUUGCUAUUUCACCUACUAUGCCUCACAUAAAACGAUCGGAUAUAACUGUUGUACGAUGUUACAUGCAUGAUGAUAUGCAAAAGUAUGCCAUAAAAGUAUUGCACAAAGCUAUGAAUCGUUUUACAGAAGAACGAGAAGUUGCAUCAUAUGUUAAAUCUCGUUUCGAUUCACGUCAUCGUACACACUGGCAUUGUAUUGUUGGUAAACAUUUUGACUGUUCUGUAGCUUUUGAAACAUCUCGGUGUAUUCUUUUACGUGUUGAUGAAAUGCUAGUUUUGUUAUUUAAAUAUGGAUAACAUAAAUCAUGAAAAUGUCCUUUUUCUUCUUUUGUACAUGUGAGAUAUAUAUAUAUUUACUAAACAUAAAAAGUUUAUCUUUACAA
This is a messenger RNA of Trichobilharzia regenti, 554 nucleotides long. Lineage: Eukaryota; Metazoa; Platyhelminthes; Trematoda; Strigeidida; Schistosomatidae. The record is from the annotation of a GenBank genome assembly.